Zea mays is the source of this 1058-nucleotide messenger RNA. Its product is annotated as U2 small nuclear ribonucleoprotein B''. Gene Ontology annotation, molecular function: RNA binding. The transcript is spliced from 5 exons. The record is from RefSeq and is marked provisional. The coding region runs from base 68 to 769 and encodes 233 amino acids. Lineage: Eukaryota; Viridiplantae; Streptophyta; Magnoliopsida; Poales; Poaceae.
GCACCAAUCUCUGCGUCUCUUCGUCUUCGGCUGCGCGGCGGCGGCAGCAGCGGAGGAGGUUGAGGAGAUGCUGUCCGGCGACAUCCCCCCGAGCCAGACCAUCUACCUCAACAACCUCAACGAGAAGGUCAAGAAAGAAGAGUUGAAGAGAUCACUUUAUGCCUUGUGUUCACAGUAUGGAAGGAUACUGGAUGUGGUGGCCCUGAAAACACAAAAACUGAGAGGGCAAGCAUGGGUGGCGUUUAGCGAAAUUACAGCUGCUACCAAUGCUUUCCGUGGUUUGCAAGAUUUCGAUUUCUACAGCAAAAAAAUGCGAGUACAAUAUGCAAAAACAAAAUCAGACUGUAUUGCAAAAGAAGAUGGUACUUAUGCACCUAAGGAGAAAAGGAAGAAGCAAGAGGAGAAAGCUGCUGAGAAAAAACGACGAACAGAAGAGGCACAACAAGCUGGCCUCAAUGCUGCUGCUGCCCAAAGCAAUGGAACUGGCUAUCAAGCGUCUCGUCUGGGCAAGGCUUCACAGGAGCCACCUGCGCCUCCGAACAACAUCCUCUUCAUCCAGAAUCUGCCAGACCAGACCACGAGCAUGAUGCUCCAGAUCCUGUUCCAGCAGUACCCUGGCUUCCGGGAAGUACGGAUGAUCGAAGCUAAACCAGGCAUCGCUUUUGUGGAGUUCGAGGACGACGGCCAGUCCAUGGUCGCGAUGCAGGCUCUCCAAGGCUUCAAGAUCACCCCGGAGAACCCCAUGGCUAUAUCCUAUGCCAAAAAAUGAGAACCCUAGGGGACUCUGUACCGGCUUUGUUUCGGUACUCUAGUAUUGAUCCCAAAUCCACGUGUGCUGAGGUGGAUUGUGGUGUAAAUUAGUUUAAGUUACACCCUAAUCUACCUCAAUACAUGUAGAUUGAGCUCAAUACUAGAGUAUCCAAACUAGACCUAAGAUCUUUCCGCUCCGCCUUUAGAAAUCGAGCCACGGUACCCACUUUCCAGUCAUGUGUUUUUGGAAAGCACUCGCUUGAUUUCGAAGUUAAACUCUUAACACUUUUAAAUCAGGUUUGGUCCUC